UUCUCGAUCGUCUUUGUGAUCAGCUGAUAAGAUUGUAAGGUUUUCUUCAGUCGAGAGACCUUCAGUAUAGGAAAUAGAUUGAGAGUAUCUUACUUGGCAUGAGCGGACUACAGGGUGUUUCUUAUGGCUGGUAAACGAAGAAGGUCACAUAAGUCCUCUAAGGUUUCAGAUCCUGAGUCCGUAAACAAACGAUUUAUCGGCAACAGUUCAUUGCACAACAGUUCUUGCUCCGAAAAUUCAGGUAUUUCAACCUGUUUUCUUCAUAGUCAGAGCCCUCCAGUUCUACGUGCUUCUGAGCUAUCUGAAGACAUCAGUACAGCUGCCUCCAAAGUGACUAAGACACAAGACCCAGUUUUAGACACAUCACCCAUUUCCGAAACACAUCGAACUAAGUAUAAUUUUGUACAAAGUAGACAUACUUCUAGUAAAUCGAAAAGAUUAUCGGAAACUACUAAUUGUCACUCAACUUUACACACUUGUACUCUCCAAGAAAGUUCGAGAUCUGAACAGACAAAGAAUUCGGAAAAUAAUACAACUCAGUUAAGUUGUCAGUCGAGUGCCCGAAUCGGACGAAGAACCACUAAAAGAAGUUCGAAUUUUUCUGAAGACAUACCAUCUCUUUCCCAAGAUAAAUUAAAAGCUGCUAAACGCCACCGUCGGUCCAGUUCCAAAACUCGACAAAUAGGAGCCUACCAUAGUAGUUCGUCGCACUCAAAGUCAUCUGAUCGUAAACGGCAUUUAUUUGUUUCUUCGGGAACUGUUCAUAUAUCUCAACAUUCCCCACAUAUCGCCACGGGUCUAUUUAUGAGCAAAAGAUCACGUCGCGAUCGUCAGCGGUCUGUGACUUCUAUGACGGCGACAAGUUCAUCUACUAUAAACAACACGAACACUGGUGACUAUGUGUUCAACACAGACACUUCAAAUUCAUCCAUACACCCAAGUCUUUCAGCUGCCCACUGCACUGGGGAAAAGGCUUCACAAUCUCAACUACCCUGUGUUCAGUUGCCUGCUGAUUCCUGUUCUUCACACUGCUCUCAAGGCGUUAUGAUUUCUAAUGAUUUAAACGUCGCGGAACCUGUUGGCGUGGAAUUUUCUAGUACUGACGUACAUCAGUCUAUCAAUCCUACAUCAAAUGUCCCGUUUUAUGUAGUUCAAAAAAGUGCUUGUUUGCCUAAUGAAACCCAAGAUCCUAAUCCUCGAUUACUAAGUCAACAUUACUAUGUACUUUCGGAUCUCUCUCUUACACCGGAAACUCAUAAAACAUCAACUGAGUUCAAAAGUUCUUAUAUUAAUCCCAAUACUAUCCAGCUACGUAGUAGUUCGAAGGAUGUGCCAGCAACAAAACCUGAAGUUAGUAGGAAUUUCAGUCAUAUUCCAAUUGACCUGACAACUAACACACUACACAAGCAAAUACCUAUGCCGUUAGAUUCAACCUCUCAUCCCAUGCAGUUAGGAUUACCAGUUUGGUCAUCUGUAGACCAGCUAAAGUCUCAGACAUCUUUCACAACAGCACCUUCAUCCGGCAGCUUAAUUACAGCAUCAUCAAUCCAAAAUUCAUCAAAGUACCGCAAAAGAACAUUCGAACCAUUUACACCAGCUCAAAGUUUUUACCCCUCAACAAUUAGUUCUGCUUGUCGUCUACAAACUGAUCCAAAAUAUUCCACUGACUCAAACAUGAUCCCCGUGUUACCGAAUUCUUGUUCUCCAUUCUUAGUUUCACCUGGUACAACAGUGACAACAAACCACUCAAAUGCUAUACAGCAACUUUUAAAUCCAAUCAAUGUCGCUCGUUUAAUUGCACUAAACCAAAACACGCAUUCAAAUACACACUAUCAAAAAUCUUCCCAGUCAGAAAAUCUGUCUGCAUUGACUCCAGGCGGAGUAACAUCUUUCCAUCCUACAGUAUCCGGCUCCUCAGGAAAGUACUCUCGAUAUUCACCUCAUGCAGCUCAUUCGGGAUCCGCUUCAACUUCAAAAUCUGUUUAUGCACGCAAUCAUUCUAGCUCAUCAGAAUGGUCUAAUGUGAAAACGAGUGCUACUCAUAGUGGAUAUCGCAGUCAACACGGUGAUAGCAUCAAUAACCGAAUAGCACAGUUACAACAAGCUUCAACUGAUAGAUCUAUGCAGUUGAUCAUUUUACAAGAAAUAAAUCAGACUUUGUUAAUGGAUUUUGAAGAGAAUUUAUCAAAUCUCGAUGUUAAUAGUUUGGUGAAUUGUGUUUUGCAAAUUUUGGAAUCACAAGAAGAUCAUCUAGUUGAAUUGAAAAAUUUAAGUUGUAAUGUUUUAACGCAUAUGAUGGAUGUUUUACCACGUAGUUCCGAUGCAAUUGUUCCAGCUUUGCCUAUUCUAUUGACAACUAUGUCGUCUAGUUUUGUUGGUGAUAUAUUAGAUAGAAUAAUUAAUUUAUUAGAGCAAAUAUCACGUCGUCAUGGUAAAGAAGUAUUAAAAUCUGGUGGCGUUUCUAUUGUACUUGGAUUCUACGACUUUGUCACCUCAGCACAACAUCGGACUAUUUUGACAAUGGUGUAUAAUUGUUUCGUAAAUCUACAACAAGCCGAUUAUGAUUUAAUUUCAAACUGUUUACCAACAUUAGCUGAACAUUUAAAAGAAUCAGAACCUCGUUGUGUUGAACGUGUUUGUAGUUGUUUUGUACGCUUAGUCAGUGCUUAUCGAUUUGAACCAGAUUUACUAAAAUGUAUUGUGAAUAGUUGUAACUUGUUAACUAAUCUUCAAUCAUUGCUCACGCUAACUCCACCAAUUUUGUCUAGUAUUCAUGAAGUAGUUCAAAUAUUAGCGACAUUAUGCUCAAGUUGUCCUGAUUUAGCUGUUGAUUUAAUUAAACAAAAUAUUUCAAAUACUAUAUAUUCUCUUCUAUUGGGAGUGAAUCCAGAAGUUGAAACUGACUGGGAUACUCUGAUAUCAUGUUUCAAUGGUUUAACACUAGCUAAUUUAGUUCCAAAUCAAUCAAUCACGAAACGACUUCGUGCUCGUUCUCAUUCGGGUGAAUCAUUUAAACCGACAUCUUCCUCAACGUUGUCAGCUUCUACGCAUUCAUCCGACAAACAGCUUGAUGUUGGUACCGUUUAUUCACUACCUGGUUUAUUGCGACAAUGCAACAAUUUACCAUUUGGUUGGCAAUCUUUAAUGAUAACUAGUUCUACUCUACUGAAUUCUUCUUUAUUGAAUUUAACAAGUCUACCUAUAAAUCAAAGAAGUCCAGAUGAUGUUCAUUCAAUAGUCUAUUUGAUUAGUGAACUUCUUCCACCAAUUUCGAAUCAGUUCAAAUUCUCUACAUUAUAUUCGAAUCCGUCACAAAAAUCCAACGAUUCAACAGUUUCCAAUGUACAUUUUGGAUCAGGAGUUAAUUUAAAUUCAAUGUUUUCUACUAGUGAUUCUGGUUUGUGCACUCCGGAGCAAUGGACUACAGGAACUGCAUUUUUCGCUGAUACAAAUAACAUUCAGGUUCAAGCUUCAAAAAUCAAAAGCUCUGGAAGUUCACCUUCCGUCUCUUCUAAUUCAUCCAGUACUUUGUUACAAGGUUCAUUUGAUUCCAUCAAUCUAUCACAAUCUAGUAAUUCUCAAACACAUCUAACAGAUCCCCGUUCACUUUUGCUAUAUGAUGAAUGUAAAGAGCUACAGAAUCGCUUACUGACGUUAAUUUCCAAUAAAGAAGAAUCCAAAACCACACAUGGUGCGCAUACCAGACGACGUUCCAUUCAACAAAAGCAUGCAGAAGAUAAUAGUAAUGGUAAACCAGCUGUUGCUGAAAAGCACAGUCCUGGAACACAACGUUCACAUGGAAAUAUUGAAAGUCGUCUAAAUUUAGAGACCACUGAAGCUUUGCAGAUGGUUCAAAUAUUACUUCCUCUCUUAUUUGAAAUAUUCACUGAAACUACCAAGACACAAACGCGUUUGUUGUGUUUAGAAGCUAUACAACGAAUGAUAUUUUAUUCAAGUCCUUUAUUGCUGGCCAAAGUAAUUCAUCCAAGAUUAGUUUGUAGUCAUAUUGCCGGUAUGCUUAAUAGUCCUGAGAAACGUGUUAUUUUGAUGGCUCUACAAAUUGCUGUCAUGUUACUCGGUCGAAUCCCAUUUGUAUUUGCUACAUAUUUUCGAAAAGAAGGUAUUCUGUAUCGAGUUGAACAAUUAAUUUUACGCCUGACUAAUAGUAGUACUUCAGAUAUCACUUUACAACAUGAUUUAUUGUCAAAUCAAUCUUUAUCCAAAGUAUCUUGUGUUGUAUCCGAUACUAGAACAACAUAUGCAUCAACUGGUAACCAUGCAAUUGAUCAACAUACAAAUCAUCAUUUAUUUCAACCUAACGAUAACAUCAAAUCGAAACGUGGAUCACUUGCAGUCGUUACUCAUGGACAUUAUGACGAGACUCAUUUGGAAAACUGCAGUACACAAAAUUGUUCUGUUGUACUUGAUAUGCCUUUGUCAUGCGAUUUGUCAGGUCAAAAAAGUUUUAAUUCCAGUACAAACCAGCAGAUAAAGCAUCAAAUAGACUUAACCAAUACAUCAAACUAUGCUUUAUCCAAUUCGCCUACAUUUCUGUUCACUGAACGCGAUCCACUGCUUCAGUCGAUUCGAUCAAUUUGUGAAAAUCUACAAGUACAUACACAUAUUUUAUUAAAAUCAUUUGAUUCACAAAAUAAUCCAUUGAAAAUUGAUUCGAAUAAUUAUCAUCAUGAAGAGCAUAAAAUUGAUCUCUCAUCAUCAUCAUCAUCAUCAUCCUCUCAUCAUGACAUGAAAACUCAUGAUCUUAUUGAUUUAAUGCCUUUACUAAAAUGUAUUGCUCAUCAGUUAAAUUCUGACUCACCAAAUCUAUGGAUACAUAGUUUGAAUCAAUUAAUUGAUCUAUUCAAACCGUUUAGUGAAAAAACAACACUGGACACAAUGGUCAUUGAACCACCAUCACCAUUUGAAUUGCAAGAAAGUGGUGUAACAAAUGCUUUGUUAAAUUUCCUCACUAUAUCCAAUAACCGUGAAAUUCGUUUAUGGAUAAUGUUUCGAAUGUUCCUCGGUCGGCGAGCUACCACACCUAUUCGAUUCAGUCCAACAUUAAAUUUAGAAAAUAUAAAUGGACGUAAAUGGAACGGUUAUAAAAAUUGGUUCAGUUUUUUGUCCAUUGUACCAGAUUUGUUUUUGUCCGAUCAUAAUAAAUUAAGUCAGCUAAAUGUGGUUGAAUGUUACUUGAAUUCCGAAUUGAAACACGAUGAUAAUUCAUCUCGUGGAGUCGAAGCUUUUGGAGCCUUAAUAGAAUGCCUUUUGGCUUACUUACAUAGACAUGAACAUUUUCAAGUGAAUACUAUUCCACCACUACUCCCUCCAGGUGACAAAUGGCUCUCAAUGAUCGGAAGGGAUCUUAGAAAUGUCAGUAAUCCCGAUAUUGUGGGCGGUUUUGAAAUACAUGAUAACAUUUUGUCAUCACCUACAUCUUCUAGUAGUACUCAAAUGCUGUCCUCAUCACAACAGUAUAAUGUUCCGAAAACUGUUGCAGCUAACUCUUCUGGUCGGUCGUCCAGUAAAGUCUCAACACAAAGAGUAUGUAAUAUGAAGACAUCUGCCAAAACGUCUCAUCCUCCCCCUAUUAAUUAUAGCAAUAAUAGGAUGGAUUCAUCAAAUUCCAGUUGGCAUUCAACAAAUACAGAUUCGAAAUUUGUAACUCAUCAUCCUGCCGGCUCAUCUUCCCGACCUGUUCAAGUAACCGCCCCUACUCCAGGGAUUCUGCGUAUUGAACUCCAUCGUGUAUAUGAAGCAGAAGGUACAUUAAACGAAAGUAAUUCACCAGUGAAUCAUCCCACCAGUCCAUCAAUUACUGGACCCAACUCCAAAAGCGGUCGUAAGUCUUCUUUGUCUUCAACCUCAUCCGGACAUUCUGCGAAUACUUCCUUCUCGUUAACAACUGAGCCGUGUUCCUCGUUACCACAUUUCCUACCACUCCGUAUCACUGCUCUGGCUACAAUUCAGAACGUUGAACGGUUGCUCCUACAACGUAACUAUGUGAAUAGUGUUCUACAAGAAAAUGGUUUUUCACAACAAUCUGAUUAUAAUUUGAUAGGUUUUCAAGAAACAUUUAUUGAUCAUAUUGCAGAUGAUCUUCGCACUUCACCACAGUCACAACUAAUCGAUGAAGUGACAGAUAAUGACGAUGAAGAUAUGGAUUCCCAUACUCACACAUUAUUGAGAGAUUUGGAAUCAGUUGAAAGGCCCUUCAAACAUCAUACAGAUACUCAACACUCAGACAGAUACUUACGGACGGCGGUUCCUGUGAACACAAGUAAUAUAAAAUCGGUUACACCCGAACGUAGACACAGAAAUCAGCCUAGUCGAAUUCCCAAACCGUCUGUUUUUCAUCCUAGCCAGUCAUCAGGCAUGACUUCUUCCAUUCAUAUACAGCCAACCGUCAGCAGAAGUCCAAGACACCCAAAAUCAGACGUUUACGCAAAACACCUUUCGUUGUUAUCUCACACUUCUUCUGAUAACCUUACCCAUGAACGCUCUACACUUAAUCAGCCUACUGCUACAAACCCCAGUGUACAUGUAACCUCUUUAAAUUGCUGUCCACAAACACUGAUAUCAUCGAAAACAACUGUUUCCACUUCUAGUUCACUUCAAAGAGGAUUACGUAACUUAUUACAACGUGGUUCAGAAAUUUUACCUUUGAUGACUAGAAGUGGAAUUGAAAAACCGAAUCUAUCCAACUUGCAUCCAGUUGAAAACCCUAAUGCUUUUGUUGUAAAGAAAACUGAUUCUCGUAGUGCCCGAAGGCGUUCAACUACAAACGUUUCGAUUUCCGAUAUAUUCAGCUCAACAUCAGUCAAUACAUCUACUUCACUAACUGCUCCUGAACGAAUAAUUACUCCAUUUUCACACUUUUUACGAUCUGUCACAAAUCCACUAGUAUCGGACGAUAAUUUGAAUGUAGAUGCGUCUGUAAUCUCUAGUAGACGUAAAUCCAAGAAGACGACUCCCCAAAAGGAAUCUGAUGUUACUGUCGUAAGUACAAAUUCCGAAAAUUCAGUUUAUCUUCCUAAGCCUGUUUCUUCUGUUCCUACUCAGCUGACAAGUAGAUACAGACGAUUAAAAGGUGGAUCUCUUUUUACAGCUCUUGGCGUUUUAGCUAAUAGUUCGGCUACAACAACAACUACAACAUCAGUUCGUAAAAGUACAAUUCGUCGUGGUAGAAGUAGUGGAAUUCACAACUCCCAUGUACCACAAACUCGCUCUUUUAAAAAUGCUGUGUCACCUUCAUUGUCAUCUACGUCAAAUGCUUCAUCACCUCUUGGAAGUGAAGAUAGUUUUAUCUAUCAUGGUAAAUCAAGACCUACAAUUACAUUUUAUAUUGGCGGUCAUCGUUUGCCUCCAGACAUUCCAUUAUAUGAAGCAAUUCGUAAAUUUAACCCAGAAAUCUUAUCAUAUUCUUCUGCUGUUAAUUCGGUGCUAAAUAACUUCGGCUCCCACAAUCAAACACUUGAUAUUUCUGAGCAGCUAUCUUUAACUCAAGCAGAGAAAGAAAAUUUAAUCGGUCAUUUCAUUUGGACUCUUACUCAUGUUAUUCAGUAUCGAGUCACUUAUCAGUCUUCAUCUCAUGAUACUAGUAGUACCUGUUCAGGUAAACAUAGUAAUGUCUCGUUUUUGUCAUCACUUCCUUCUCAUUCAUUAUCUCCAUCUUCUGCUUCAUUAUCACCUAAAGAUGUCAGUGAUUCCAGUAUCGCAAGUAUAGUACCAUCAUUUCCUACCACGCUUAACCUUAGUGCUGCAAUAACAUGUUUUAAACAUCGACGUUCAAGUGAAACCGACACUGAGCAUGCAGACAAUCUUGAAAAGUGCCCUACUCCAAGUUCAACACCUGCAGUAACUGAUUCAUUAUCUCCAGUACAAAAACAUAUCCCUUUGUGUAGUCAAACAUUUCAAAUAGCUCAAAAUCCACUAUUUGACUUUUUAGUUAAUGAUUUACCUGAAGGCUUUUUAACUGACAUUCGAUGUGAUUGCAACUCUAUGAAUCAACAAUUAAAUUGUCUAUUGAACACGGAAAUGGUAAACUUCAAUUCUUCAACAAACCCUUUAUCAACAACCCUUUCUCUUUUGCGUGUAUUAUAUAACAUUAGUCGUUUGUGGUAUACAGUUCACAACGCUUUGGAUCCUUUUCCAAUCUUUUCUCCACAAUCAUUUCAAAGUCAAAAACUUGCUGUCAAAGCUAAACGUCAAUUACAAGAUGUUUUCAGUGUGUUAGCUGGCAAUUUACCUUCUUGGCUGAUUCAAUUAAUAUCAGUAUGCCCAUUUCUGUUUCCUUUUGAUAUUCGAAGGAAUUUUUUCUAUGCCUACAACUUUGAUCGUAAUCGAGCUUUACUAAGAUUUCAGGAUUUGGCCAGUUCUUACACUUCUGAUAUUGAUCAAAAUCGUGAACAAAUAGGUACAAGAAGUUCUACGCCAUUGUUAUCUCAUGGUAUUCAUGAUAAUCAGCCGACAUUUAUCACCAGUAUGACUAACUAUAUGAAUUCUAGUUUGCCAUCAAAUUCUACAUCUUUACUAGCUCCAUUUAAUACAUUUUCUCAGUCGUCAUUUAAUCCACAAUUGUUUGAUCACAAUUCUGGAUUAUCAUCUACAUCUUCUCAAGAACAUAACGGACUAGAUAGUGGAAGAAAUAAUGUAGGAAUACGUGGAAGAUAUCACUUACGCUUGGCCUUAUCACCAACCUUUCGUCGACGUAAAGUUACUGUGAACCGAGAUGAAAAACGUCUACUUAAACAAGCAGAAAUGACAUUUAAUGAAAUGGGCGAUUCACGUGCAGUAUUGGAAAUUGCCUUUGAAGGUGAAGUAGGAUUUGGUCUUGGUCCAACACUAGAAUUUUAUACAUUAAUAAGUCGUUUGUUAAUGAAAUCCAACUUAAAUCUUUGGCAUGGUUGUGAUUCUACUUCAGAUGGAUAUCUGAUUGCUCCAGCGCCUGGACUUUAUCCACGUCCAUUUUCUCGACAAACUAAAUCUUCAGUUAUACGGGAGGUUUGUGGGAAAUUUAAUUUUCUUGGUCGAUUAUUGGCUAGAGCAUUGUUAGAUUGGCGACGAUUAGAUUUACCUUUUUCACCAGCAUUUUUCAAAUGGUUUUUCGCACCUACUGCACAUGAUUCUGUUCAGAAAGGUUAUAUUUUACCAAGUGAUAUAUCUCUAAUUGAUCCAGACUUAGGUCGACAUAUAAGACAAUUAACAGAAUUGGUUAAUCGUCGUCAAGCUUUAUGUCAUAAAUUAUCAAAUUUGGAUUCUUCAAAUCUCUCAUCAUCUGCUUCAUUAGGAGCUGUUCAUUUAAACAAUACAACUAAUAAUAGUAAAGGUGUACAUAAUCAUACACAAAAAUUGGAUUCAAUUAAAGCUUCUUUAAACAUGUUAGAUGAUGAAAUUGAUGAUUUAUGCUUAAAUUUCACACUUCCAGGUUACGAGGUUGAAUUAAUUAAAAAUGGUGCACAUACUAACGUUACAGGUUCGAAUUUAAGUUGUUACCUUCGUUUAGUUGCUCAUUGGUUAGUUAUUGAAGGUGUAAGUCGUCAAAUGGAAGCAGUUUUAAAAGGUUUCGACUCGGUUCUACCUAAUGUUCGAUCACGGCUAACUACAUUAUUUCAACCAGAUGAAAUGGAGAAUUUAUUUUGUGGUGAAUCAUCACCUAGAUUUAAUUCUUUUUCAAUUAGUCCAACUGGGGAAAUGAAAUCGAUGCAAUUAUUAGAUAAAAAUUAUUCAAUGCCAGAUGAAGAAGGUUGGGAUGUACAAAGUUUAACUCAAUCAUGUUGUUGUGACCAUGGCUAUACUCCACAAUCACGAGCCAUUCGUUUUCUAUUUGAAAUUAUGUCUGAAUUCACCGCAGAACAACGACGGUUAUUUGUACAGUUUGUUACUGGCAGUCCUCGUUUACCAGUUGGUGGUUUUCGUGCAUUAAAGCCUCCAUUGAAAAUUGUAAUGAAACGUGAAACAGGUGAAAAUGCUGACAAUCAUUUACCUUCUGUGAUGACAUGUCAAAAUUAUUUAAAACUUCCAGAUUAUUCAUCGAAAGCAUUGAUGCUUUCUAAAUUGUUAUAUGCAAUCAAUGAAGGUCAAAAUGCCUUUCAUCUUUCAUAAUUGUUUUAUGCGCAUAUAAUGUAUAAAUUGUAAUACGAAUAACAAUGUUUCAAUAUUGUCAUUAAUGAAUGAAUGAAUUAAUUAAUUACUACUAUUGUUAUCAUUAUUAACUAUUAUUCAUUAAUACUGUUGUUAUUAUGAUCGUCGGCUUCUUUUUUUUUACUAAUGAACUGUAAACUGUACUAUAAAGCCUUUUUUUAACUGGAAAUCUUCUAAUCAAACUGUGUAACAGUAAUAUAGACACAUGUACACAGUUAGGAAAUACACUGGUUUCCCUAAUACUACUGCUACUUCUACUACUACUACUACUAAAAGCCCAUUUUCAAUCAAUUUGCAUUAGUGACAGUAAGCAGUUUCUACUGUGAUUCUUGUUACUUAAUUAUAUCUUUUUUCUCCUCUCUAUGUAUACAUACAUACACAUGUUUAUGAUAUAUAUAUAUAUGCAUGUAUACUGUACAUGCAUAUAUCUAUUCUCUCUGGCAUAUAAUUAUUUAUUGAACACAACAUUUUUCAUUCAACAAAUCAAAUGGAACUUAAACAACUAACUUCACUUGGUUUUUUUUUAAGAAAAAUAUUCUCCUGUUUUCUUAACGAGGAUGCUUUUUUCAUUUAUUAUUCUCUACGCUACAAUUGUUUAUUCUUCCUUGAUAUUGAUUUAUUUAUUUAUUAGUUACUCUUUUUCUUUCUUGUUUUCUUUUUUCGGUGUUCUACAUUGUGUUCACGUCUUCUUCUUCUUGUUGUGUUUGUUAUACAUUAAUUUUCUUGAACUAAUUAACUAACUAUCAUAUUAGACCAAUAGUUAUUGAUAUGGAAAAAAAAACACAAACAUACAAAUGAAAUUAGUGAUAUUCACAUUUUGUUCUCCUUAUUCGUUCUUUUUUUUUGUUUUUAUUCAUUGUUUACUUUUUCAAUUUUUGUUAAUUCAUCAUAUCAAAUUGUUUUACAAAUUCUAUCUCUCUACUCUAUGUCAAUAAGUAUUUCUAAUUCUGUUUUGAUCAUCAUUACAUUUUUGUUUGUUUUGUUUUGUUUUUUUGAUGAAUUGGCAAAGUAGGUUCAUUUUGAAUGAACAUAAUGAUAAUGAUGAUGAGUCUUGUGGUUUACGUACGUACUGUUGUGUAAUGAUGAUACAAUUUCUUCAAAACGCCAAUCUAUCACGAAACAUCAUCAAUAUGCAUGUGCAUAUGCAUAUGACAUUAGUUUUACAAGUAUAUCAGUGCAUUUUCCCAUUAAUUCAAAUAUGUCAGUAGUGUUGUUGUUGUAUGUAAUAUAAUGACGAAUCAUUGGAUGAAAUAAUAAUACUACUAAUCCAUUUAGUAAAUAUAUUUAUGCCUUUGUACAUGCUUGUUGCUGUCAUUAUUAUUAUUGUCACAAUUAUUCUGCUUAUCCUUUUUUCUCUCUCUCUCUCUCUUUCAUAUCUGGAAUAUAAAAAGGAAACGUUUUGUGUGUUAAAUUGUGAAAAGCAUAUAUGCUUUUCUUUUCUUAUUUUUUUCCCUCAGCUAAAAUCAAUACUGACGGACUUUUAGUGAUUGGAUUAUGUUUUGUUUCUAACCGUGUUCACGUUUGUUUUUUUUUAUUUUCUUUAACCCUGUUUUGUUUUUUCUUUUCCAUUAUUGAAAAGUAAACAGAAAUAAAUAAAAGCACUUGUUCAUUAAUGUUAACGUGUAUCUUGUUUUGUAGUAGAAAAAAAAAAGGCAGUAAAAGAAGCGAUAACUAAUUGUAAUUCUUUGUAAUAAAAAAAUCCAUCUGUAAUUGAUUGAUUGUAAUAAUGAAUAAUUAUUGCAUUUUCUUCACAAUUUAUCUUCAGUGAAAUGUGCGUUCAUGGGUUUAUUAUUAUUAUUAUUAUCAUUAUUAUUUUUUUGACGAAUAUAUUUAUUUGUUUUAAAUAUGUGUAUGAUAGCUACUUUUAUGCUACCUUAGUCUAUUCAUGUAAGCUUGUAUGGUUGCGAACAAUGAUUAUCACAUCAUGUCUGCCUGAAUCCAACUAUUAACAUUCAAAGACAACAUCUGGUUUGUGACUAUGAAAAAUGACUGUUCAACAAAAAUGCAAUUCCAAAUAUUUCCUUGAUCUGUGUGAAAUUACAACAAACUAAUUAUUAAAAGUAUGUAUAUUCAUUGGUGUAUAGAGUUAGCUGAAUCAACUGUUCAUAGUUAUUUUGUUCAAAACCACAUAACAGUGUGGAACACAACUUGUGAUAAAUAGGCGGCUUCUGAUUCAUCAAUCAAGUUUGAAAUUUUCCUGGGUUAAACCACUACUCAUCACCAGUGUAAUUAUUAUCUGUUAUGUUGAUAUACAAAACUAUUCUGAUGCUAUCAGUACUAGUUGUAAAUAUAUUGAUAUCUUUUGUGCAAAAGAUAAUUUGUAAUCGUAUGUGAUUACUUGAAAGAUAAUUGUAUAUUACAAGUUAAUAUUUUAGUUUGUUGUAGUAUACUUUAUCUAAGUAACUAAUAACAACGAAUACUGUUCUAUGGUGUUAUGAAACUGAAGAAAAGCCAUGGACUUAGCUUUCGCUCUAGUUGAUACUCGUCAAGAAGAUGUAUCUGCAAUUUUCAAUGAAUUGAUCCUAUCCAUGGGAUAUAGAAAACAGUUUGGUCGAUGGAAUUUAAUCAUCGUUAUGGAAUAUGUACAAAACUGACAUUGGUUAUGACUUAGUGGUUAAUUCAGUCAGUAUAUUGUAUGGUGUCUAAUUGAUCUCAUGUUAUACUUCGGGUUUUAUAAAUUGCUUUUAGCCUGAAGUUAUUUAUUUAAUUUUAAUAAGA
Molecule: messenger RNA, 12861 nt
Organism: Schistosoma turkestanicum
Lineage: Eukaryota; Metazoa; Platyhelminthes; Trematoda; Strigeidida; Schistosomatidae
Source: the annotation of a GenBank genome assembly